AUGGGGGAGUGGACCAUCCUGGAGCGCCUCCUGGAGGCUGCCGUCCAGCAGCAUUCCACCAUGAUCGGAAGGAUUCUUCUGACCGUGGUGGUGAUCUUUCGGAUUCUGAUCGUGGCCAUCGUUGGCGAGACGGUGUACGAGGACGAGCAGACCAUGUUUAUCUGCAACACCCUGCAGCCGGGCUGCAACCAGGCCUGCUACGACAAGGCCUUCCCCAUCUCCCACAUCCGCUACUGGGUCUUCCAGAUCAUUCUGGUGUGUACGCCCAGCCUGUGCUUCAUCACCUACUCUGUGCACCAGUCGGCCAAGCAGCGUGACAGACGCUACUCCUUCCUCUACCCCCUGCUGGAGCGUUCGGAUUACGGGCAAAGCGGCACCAGGAAGCUUCGUAACAUCAAUGGCAUCCUGGUGCACCACGGCGACGGUGGCGGGAAGGACGAGCAUGACUGCAUGGAGGUGAAGGAGAUCCCCAAUGUGCCGCGGGGGCUCACACAUGGCAAGAAGUCCAAGCAGCGCCAGCAGGAGGGCAUCUCGCGCUUCUACAUUAUCCAGGUGGUGUUCCGUAACGCACUGGAGAUCGGCUUUCUGGUGGGACAGUACUUCCUAUACGGCUUCAGCGUGCCGGGCAUCUUCGAGUGCGACCGUUACCCCUGCUUGAAGGAGGUGGAGUGCUACGUGUCACGGCCCACCGAGAAAACGGUCUUCCUGGUCUUCAUGUUCGCCGUGAGCGGCAUCUGCGUGCUGCUCAACCUGGCAGAGCUCAACCACCUGGGCUGGAAGAAAAUCAAGGCAGCCAUCCGGGGCGUGCAGGCCCGCCGGAAGUCCAUCUGCGAGAUCCGCAAGAAGGACAUGUCUCACCUGUCACAGCCCCCCAACAUGGGCAGGACCCAGUCCAGCGAGUCCGCCUACGUCUGA
Messenger RNA from Salvelinus namaycush (lake trout), 915 nucleotides. RefSeq names its product gap junction delta-2 protein (gene gjd1b). Gene Ontology annotation, biological process: cell communication. The coding region runs from base 1 to 915 and encodes 304 amino acids. The transcript is spliced from 2 exons. The record is from RefSeq and is a predicted model, not a curated record. Gene Ontology annotation, cellular component: connexin complex. NCBI's taxonomy places the organism in Eukaryota, Metazoa, Chordata, Actinopteri, Salmoniformes, Salmonidae.